Molecule: messenger RNA, 4102 nt
Organism: Hordeum vulgare subsp. vulgare (domesticated barley)
Lineage: Eukaryota; Viridiplantae; Streptophyta; Magnoliopsida; Poales; Poaceae
Product: disease resistance protein PIK6-NP-like
Exons: 5
Coding region: 282-3158 (958 amino acids)
Biological process (GO): defense response to other organism
Molecular function (GO): ADP binding
Source: RefSeq, a predicted model, not a curated record
CAUUGAUGGAGAGACACACAAUGCUAUCUGCUCCACCCUUUUCCUCCCCUCCACACAGCCCCGGACAACUCACGCUCCUACCCACCACACAGCCCCCAGGCACCUCUGCUCUGCUGCGGCCUCCUCCACUCCUCCAACCCCGAUCCGUCGCCGAGUUUUGUCAUCUCCGCCGCCCCAUCCAGCCGCCAACUCUGCCACCGCAUAUGCCCAUGUCCGCCAACGGUGUUUGACAUACAAGAACAGACCAAGAAGAGAGAGAGGCGAAAGCCACCUUUCGGGCCAUGGACCUCGCCACGGCGGCCAUGCACUCCCUCCUCCCUAAGCUGUUCGAGCUCCUCCACGGAGAAUACAAGCUGCACAAGGCCCUGAAGAAAGACGUAGAAUUUCUCGAGAGGGAGAUGAGGAGCAUAGACGCCGCCCUCCGCAAAGUGGCCAUGGUGCCGCGUGACAAGCUCGACGAUAACUCCAAGAUCUGGGCCAAUCAAGUCAGGGAGCUGUCAUACGAGAUGGAGGAUCUCGUUGAAAGCUUCCUGGUGGGCGUCCAGGGCGUCGAUCCCGCCGCUAACCCACACGGUUUCAGAGGGUUCGUGAGGAAGGUGGCUAACUUGUUCACGAAAGGCAAGGCGCGCCACCAGAUCGCCGAUGCAAUCAAAGCCGUCAAGGACCAGGUCCAGCAGGUGGCGGAUCGACGCGACCGGUACAAGAUUGAUGAUGUUGAGGCAAGUCUAGCUGCUACAACCAUGGUUGAACCUGUGGACCCUCGCCUGAUGGUUCAGUUCAAAGAUCACAGAGAGCUUGUUGGCAUCGAGGAGCCAAGAGACGAGCUAAUCAAGAGGCUGGCAGAUGAAGAUGAUUGUGUGUCCAAGGCCAAGCAGCAGCUCAAGAUCCUCUCCAUCUUCGGAUUUGGAGGACUUGGCAAGACAACUCUUGCCAAAGCAGUUUACGACAAGAUACAAGCAGAAUUUGAAUGCAAGGCUUUUUAUUCAGUUGGUCAAAAUCCUAAUCUGAAGAAUGUUCUCCUAGGUAUUCUCCUCCGAAUUGACAAAGCCUCUUGUCACAAUGUUACACUGCUAGAUGAGGUGCUGCUCAUUGAGAAACUCCGAGAACUGCUUACCAACAAGAGGUACCUCAUCAUUAUUGAUGAUAUAUGGGAUAUGAGUUCAUGGCAUAUAAUCAAAUGUGCUUUUACUGAUAGUCAGUGUGGGAGCAGAGUAAUCACAACUACUCGUAUCUUCGAAGUGGCAAAAGAGGCAGGUGACAUUUACAAGCAAGAACCUCUUUCUCCUGGUAGAUCGAAAGAAUUGUUCUGUAUGAGAUUAUCUAUUGGCAAAAGAAAAAGCACUUAUCAUGAAUCGGUUAAGAUAUCUGAAAAGAUACUCCAGAAAUGUGGUGGCAUACCGCUAGCUAUCAUUACAAUAGCUAGCUUGUUGGCUAGUAAACCAGUAACAGAUUGGCCUGGCGUCUAUGACUCAAUUGGUUUUGGGAAUGAAGAUAACAAAGAAGUGGAUACCACAAGAAAGAUAUUGCUAUAUAGCUACUAUGAUCUUCCAUAUUAUCCACGGCUUUGCCUAUUGCACCUAGGCAUAUACCCCGAAGAUUUUGAGAUAAAAAAGGACACUUUAAUUUGGAAGUGGGUGGCUGAAGGAUAUGUCCAUGAGGAACCAGGAAAAGGAUUAUUCGAGGUUGGAGAGAGAUACUUCAACAUGCUCAUAGAUAGAAGCAUGAUCCAGGCAGUGGAGAGGCCAUAUUAUAGCAUCAUAUAUGCUUGUCGUGUGCAUGAUUUGGUACUUGAUAUGAUUCAUUUUCUUUCAGAAGACGAAAGUUUUGUUACUGCAUCAAACAGUAACAGGACAUCUCCGCGAACCACUGCUCGUAGGUUAGCCAUAAAUAAUGAAGUCGUAGAGCAGGAUGGAUUUGUGGCAAACGCGAGCAUGCAGCAGGUUAGAUUAUAUAGUGCCACCAUGUGUCACUUUAGUGUGUUUCCAUUGCUUUCAAACUUUAAAGCUCUACGUGUGUUGGCUUUAGAAGAGUGCACUUUCAUGGGAAGUGAGCGCUCUCUGAAGCCGGAAGAUUCUCCUUAUCAUCUUAAUCAUCUUGGGAGGCUGAUUCACCUGAGGUACCUUGGGAUCUCGGACCGGCUGGUUGGGUUCUUUGUGCCUGGGGUCUCCGUGUCGCUUAUCUUAGAGGUCCCUGAAGAAAUAGGGGAUCUAAGGUUUUUGCAGGUACUGGACUUGGGCAGAACUGGCAUUAAAAAACUGCCUCAAAGUGUUGGUCGGCUAACACAACUGAAGUGCCUGCGCUUUGGCGGUUCUAGUGUGGAAGUGUUGGACUGCACGAAUUUAACAUCCCUGGAAGAGCUACAGUUGCACCUUGUCUCUCCACAUUUUCUGAAAGGGCUUGCCAAGCUGAAGGAGUUGAGAAAGAUUAGCCUACACUUUGAAGAGGAGCAUGAUAAUAUGUUGUUCAAAGAUUUGAUGGGACAUAUUGCCAAUCUCCAAAAACUUAAAGUCAUAAUGUUUAAUUGUAUGCGUCGACCGCAUCCUAAGCCAUGGUCCAAUUACGCUGGCUCUGUGGCCCUUGGGCACCUCCGUCAUCUGACAGUGAAUGGCCUGCUUCCUGGACUGCCAGUGUGGAUUAAUUCCUCAUGCCUCCCGAACCUCUGCCACUUGCAUAUGGAACUGACGGCUAUGAAAUCGCAGGAUAUAGAGAUCCUCGGGAGGUUCUCAGAGCUCAUUACUCUGACCAUUCUUCUCGAUGAUUACAUGGUUUUUCCUAACGCCAUGGAGGAGGGUGCAUUCCCCAAGUUGAGAUACUUGGAACUGAAGAAUUCUAACCAACCCAGAUUUGUACAGGGAGCAAUGUCCAACCUUGAGUGUUUUAGGUUAAUAAUCAGCCUGGUAGAGACAAAUGGCUGGGACUUCCAUUGCCUGGUGAACCUCCCUCGUCUUGAGAAAGUUGAUGCUGAAAUCCUAGGCAACACUGGCAUGGGUAUCAACGAGUUGCAGGCACAUGAGUGGUUGAAGCAGGCACAUGCGUCAUUGAAGCAUGCAGUUGAUAUCCAUCCCAACCAUCCUGCACUAAAGGUUUGGUCGGCCCACACUCCACAGAGUCGUCAACAACUCCCCUCACUACCGUGUAUCUGUGGCCUUCUUCUAUGAGUCGAACUUCGACGCUGCGGUGGAGCCCGUGGAGUUCUGCUACCAGAAGGUGGUGUAUGGGAGCACUUGGUGCAGAAAGUGCUCACCAACUUCGUCAAAUCAGCCUCCUUUCUGUUGGGACAAACUAACUGUCCCGGCAGCACAUGAGAAUUUCCUCUCAUGUGACUUUCCCCCUUUGCGUGCGUUUUUACCCUCUCAAGCGGUUCACAAUCCUUCAGAGCGAAAUGAGAUGAAGAUAAGCACAAGAAAAAAAGGCGCGCAUACGUGCCAGUGAGAUACCGAGAAUUCAGACAACGUCCAAUUCCAUCUUCUUUGUUGGGGACCGGCAGAUGUGCUUUGGCCGCGGUACAGCUACGGACUACGGUAGGUGGCAUUCGUGCUCCAGACAAGGUACAGUUGUUACUGGGGUAUGUAAGUGAUCUCUGAAUCUAACAGCACAAACAGUUGUUCCUGACCUACAAACAGUUGGUAGGGACAUAUUCCUGUCAAUCCAAUGCUUUAUGACCUAAUAGAAUUACUAAUAAUUAUCUCAAAAAAUUAAAUUGUUCUGGUUGGGGCGCGCCUGCCUGGGCUGUAUUGCAACGCCCAAACGACACCUGAGGGACCCAAUGGCAAGCCAUUGUGGUGGUCCCUCCCCCACAAAAAAUAAAUUUAAUAUCGUUGUGGGCACAUGGCCCACAUAUCAGAUAUUAAACUGAUAAGAACAGAUACUACACUUGAUCUUAGCCAAAAGGCCGAGAAAGGUAUGAGUUGCAAAUUUGCCCUGGCCCUUUAUUUGUAGCCUCCUCGCCCUCCCGUCCCUUUCUAGCUGAGCGAGGUGGUACUAAACGAACGAGUUGCUCCUCGGCUUGCAACCGAGCCAGCCUCUUGCGGCCUGAUUUGCUACCUGCCAUGCUGUUUUUGCGAUCGAGUUGGCGAACGCCACGGAGUGGCAGCCUGCGGAG